AUGUACCAGUUGCUGACAGUAAUGUUGUACGCAGCCCUCGAAGCCCUGGGGGGACGCACCGCUCUGGCCGUCAUACAAGCCCAACAUCACACAAACCAGAGCUGGGGCCUGCCCAACCUCUUGGCCCACCUGAAGCGCUUGACAUCAUCCAGCAGCAACGCAACCGCCGGCGCGAGCCGGGUGCGGCCCUCGGAGACGUGCCAAGGCUACUACGAUGUCAUGGGGCAGUACGACGCGGCGUUCAACUGCACCACGGGGGGCUACCGCUUCUGCUGCGGCACGUGCCAGUAUCGCUUCUGCUGCGAGGACCGGACCAGGAGGCUGGAGCAGGGGAAGUGCCGUGACAGCCCGCAGUGGUUUGCCACCACCGUUCCCGGCACAGCCACCAACGGGCCUGAUAUGCCAAACGGAAGCAAGCAGACAGGCAACAGCACCGUGUACGUGAUCUGUGGGGUCAUCAGCUUCACCUUAGCCGUGGCAGUCGGGCUCAAAUUCUUCUUCAGCAAAGCCUCAAGGAGACCGCAUGGAAGAGAGCUCAACGUGCCCAGGGCACUGGUUGACAUUCUCAGGCAUCAAGCAGGCAGCAGCUCGUGCUCUGAACGCAACAACAGCCUCGUCAUUAACUCAAACUUCCAAGACAACGGUUCAGCUCGUCCCCCGAAGAACCUGUACAACACAGUGAAACCGUCCAAAAGCAGCCAUGAUAACAUGCAUCAUAAUUACAUCCACCUGAACGUCAACAGCCCCAAGCACCACACGGCCACUCUGGAUUGGCAUGUGAACCACACGCCCAGCCACGCAACCACGAAGUACAACACCCUCAGCUGCUCCCGUUCUUUCCACAAUCUUUCCCAUCUGCCCCCAUCAUAUGAGACAGCCGUCAAGUCAGAACUUAACCGCUAUUCUUCACUCAAGCGCUUGGCAGCUGAGAAGGACUUGGAUGAAUUCUAUGCCAAACGGAGGCAUCUUGCCGAACUGACCCGAGGGACUCUGCCCUUACAUGCCAUGAAGAUGAACUACGACACGGAUGCUUACUCCGAGAAGUCCCACAACCCACGGCGUGUCAUGUCACAGGAACACAUCCUUUCAGAUGGUGGCGGUGGAGGGGGAAGCUACCGCCCAUCUCACUACGACUACACUAUUCCACGAGAGCGUGUCAUAUCUCACGAGCACCUCCUCUCCCGCGAAAACUUGCAUUCUCAGGAGCGCCUGCUCUCUCCUGAGCGUCUUCAUCAGCGCACAGGCCCCUUCCAGGAGAUGCAUCUGGGCCACCAGAAGGCCGUUUCUCAGACCAACGUCUGCGCCAGCAGCACUCCCAUGCAUGAGCACCACCACGUGAUGAUGAAGAACUCUCACCCCACCUCCAACAAUUCCCCCAAGGCAUCUGCUCCUUGGGAAGGCAGUACUAGCCAGGCUGCCACCCGGCGCCAAGGCUUUGCAGCCAAGAGGCAAAGCACCAUUGAUCAAGUCCAGUUCAUCCCUGGGCACCACCCAACCCAACACCUCCCUACUGGCAGCAAGAACGAGGUCACCGUGUGA
This is a messenger RNA of Zootoca vivipara (common lizard), 1539 nucleotides long. RefSeq names its product shisa family member 7 (gene SHISA7). Lineage: Eukaryota; Metazoa; Chordata; Lepidosauria; Squamata; Lacertidae. The record is from RefSeq and is a predicted model, not a curated record. Gene Ontology annotation, biological process: regulation of AMPA receptor activity; regulation of short-term neuronal synaptic plasticity. Gene Ontology annotation, cellular component: dendritic spine membrane; postsynaptic membrane; AMPA glutamate receptor complex.